Messenger RNA from Trichomonas vaginalis G3, 5157 nucleotides. RefSeq names its product armadillo (ARM) repeat-containing protein family. Gene Ontology annotation, cellular component: site of polarized growth; cell cortex. The record is from RefSeq and is a predicted model, not a curated record. Lineage: Eukaryota; Parabasalia; Trichomonadida; Trichomonadidae. The transcript has a single exon. Gene Ontology annotation, biological process: cell morphogenesis. Bases 1 to 5157 code for a protein of 1718 amino acids.
AUGAAUACAGGGCCUUUAUUUGAUUCCGUGCUUACAGGCCUUGUGGAAUCAUUUUCUCCAGUCAUUGAAGGCUAUUUUAGGAAAUACGAACCGAUUCUUUCCUCACCAACAAUGACAGAGACAGAAUUCGAUCAAUUUUUCACUAAUUUUUUCAAUGCUAUUCCUAAGCACAUUUCAGGCUAUAUGAAAGUCAUAAAAACAGUAACCGAUUUUGCCAAGAUAAAUCAGAACGAUGUACUUGGAAAUCUCGCUUCAAAGUUUAAAUCCGAAAUUAAUCGAUCCGUCGGCACUCCUUUUUCGUUAAUACAAAUCUCAUCACUUAAUUUCCGACUUACAAAUAUUUAUCACUUCCAUUUCCUUCGCUUUUUCACUUUAUUUAUUUUAUCUGAUAUUAUUUCGAAAAUCUUUCUUGAUAUUUUAGAAUCAAACACACCAUCGAAAUUACUUCCAUUCGGUAAGAUUGUUCCUUGCGGAUUUCACGUCUGUCAGCCAAUUCCAAAAUUAAACUCAGUCCAGAAGCUUUUGAUCAAAGAAUGGGGCAUGAUAUUACAUAGUAUAUCAUUACUUAAUGGUGAUGAAAUGGCUCUUUGCUUCACACAAUUUGUUGAUGACUCAAAUAUCGAAAAUGUUUUUUAUUUACUAUCAUUUGUCAGAGCUCCUCAGGAGCUUAUUGACAGCAUGUUAAUCUCCACCCAACAAGCCAAGCGAAAGAAAGGUUGUACGACAGAUAUGCUUACAUCUUUAAGCGGAAUGCUUUCUAUCAGUCCGUGCGAGAAGGAAAUAUUACAAGAAUAUUUCAACCUUGCCUGGGGCUUCAAAAGUACCGAAGGAAUUAAAAACGGCGCGAUUGAUUUAAUUACAGCCUUAUUCCAAGUGAUUCCAGCUGAAAAGAAGAAGGAACCACAAUUCUACAGGGACAGAGUCUACAAACAUAUCAAUAAUCCUACAAAAAUCGAAAGAACUGCGCGUGCAUUUUUAAGAUUACUCCGUGGUGACGUACAGAACGUGAAUAUCAUCACUUUCGAACCAGAAGAAUACGCAGGAUGCAAAGGAGACGUCGUAGAGCCAACAGACGAAUUCAUUAAAAAAUUUUAUUUGAAAGCAAAUUUCGAAACAUGUCCGGAAGUGUUCAUCGAUAUCAUUGUUCAACUCGCCGCUAUCGAUGCUGACAAACUAUCCCAUAUUUUGCUGCCAGAUAUGAUAGAAAAAUCCGGAAUUUAUCAUUCUAUCGUUCUAUCGGCAAUUUCGCAUAUUAAUACACAAAUAUUCAAAGAACGAUCAAAAGUGAAGCCAGCCAUCAUCGAUUUUAUCAACGAUAUUGGACAUACCGCGAUUUUACAAGAUUUAUCGAAUAUUGACCAUUCCAAGCUCAUUACAUACGAUAACUGUUACAUACAAUCCCAUUACGGAUCAACAGACUCCGAAGUUUACAAUUUUAUUACAUCAAAUAAAUUAAAUUUCGAAGCAUCGAAAGAAUACACGAAUAACAUCGAGAAAGUUGGUGCAACAUUUUCAAUGGCCAACUCUGUUGUAUCUGCAGCCCCUUAUUUAUUGUUUAAAGACAAUAAUGAUCCAGAAGUUAUAAAAGGUCUGAUUUCCCUUUGCGGAUCGCCAGAUCCUAUUGUCCAUUACAAAGCCCUUAAAGCAAUCAAGCUCAUUUAUACCUCAAAUUACACAGAUAUCGUAGAAGUUUGCAUUAAUAUCAUAAAAGACUCAAUUAACCAAGAAAUUACAAAGAACGCUAUCGACAUAUUAUACGUAAUUGUCAACAUCCACGAAAUCGACUCCGAAACAGCUCUAAAAAUCAACAUUACGACUUUUAUUUUAUUACAAAGCAAAUUACGCAAUGUACGUGCAGUUUGUUUAGCUAUUAUGCACAAACUUUCAUUUAUGCACACGGAUUCCUUCUUUAACGACUUCAUUGCGAGCGACCAAUUAAUUCAAAAUGAAGUUGCCACAAAUAUAGGUACCUCCAUCAUUCCUGACUCUCCAUCGCAUACAACACCAAUAGAAGAUGCUCCUACAUGGCAAUCCGUGGCAAGAUCUUCUUAUUCUACGCUAUGGAAUUAUUAUUAUUCAGUUUUGAUGUCGUUGUUCAUCGAAGCUCAUCCAGCACUUCUUCCUCUCAUCAGAGAACAACUUAUGCCUAUCAGUAAGGUCGCUUUAUCAGACAAAGCCAGCUCAAAUCCGAUUUUAUUUUUAUCUGCGAUGUUGGACACUUUUGCCAACUUGUAUGACCCUCAAACAAACCCUAUAAUCGAAGAGGCAAUCGAUUACGCGAAGAUGAUCAUUUCUUCUAAGAAUCAAACUCAUAUUUUACAUUUAAUACAAACUUUGCCUUAUUUGAACUACAGAGUCAUUCCAUCUAUCGUAAGACAUCUCAUAAACCUUGAUUCCCAGUACUAUUCCCAGUUAACAAGGGCACUUUCGAUGAUUAUAAAGAUGCCGACAGUUUUUCUUAACUGUAUUACCUUUAUUUUCGAAUCUUAUGUCGAGUUUCUUUCAUUGCUUCAAUCGUAUUUAUUCAAAAACAACUUGAAUUCCCAAAGAGACAUAAAAUGGGACCAAAAGAUCCUAGACAACGUGAAAGUAAACGAAGACAUCUGUAUAGAUUACUGUAUCAUCGUCGCCACGUUCUUUAAUAAUAUCCAAACCCAAAUAGAUGAAGAACAAUGGGCCUUGUCAAACCGCCAAUGUAUGGUCAAAAUAUUAAUCCAGUGGAUAAAUAUUCCAGGUGAUUUUACAAGGCUUCAUAACUAUUCUAUCAAUGCUUUGAUACCUUUAAUUGCGUUUGGAACGAUAUUUACUGAUGGAUUUGCCUUCGAACCAUCAAUGCUCGACAGAUUCAUCACCGUACAACAGGAAGGAUACCCAGUUAUUGAUUCUUUGUUGAUGUUCCACGUCGAUAUCUUGAUGAAAGAGUUUAUUUCCCAAGUUUUCUUGAGACCGCACGCUAUCGCACAGAUCUUUAUCACAGCGAUCCUGAACUCAAUGGAAAACUGCAACGAUCCUAAAAUUCUCAAAAAUCAAAUUGGAUCAAUGAUACUUUUCGCACAAGAACUCGCAUCUACUGACAAUUUCGAGUCAGCCAUUGUAGUUCUUUCACAACUAGGUAAUCUAUUUGUGUCCGAAAAGUCUUCUUUGGUCAUUCAAGAAGCGAAAUCAAUUGAUUUCGUAUUUUCUGUCUUUGAAUUUGCCACCGAACAAAUAAUAUUGUUUGGUAUGUCCGUGAUGCUUGAAAUGAUCCAUCAAAACAUGAACACCAAGCACAUGGUCGAGCUAAUUCAGCCAUGGUUUGCAAAAAUCCGCAUUUUGCCAACGAAUGCAGUUAUUUCCAACAUUCCUAAGAACUUCAGGUGCUACACUGUUUUGUCGUUCUUCCAGGAACUGUCUGAUAUAACAAUGUUACUCGAUGAAGAACAGUCAAUUUACAUUUCUAAUCUUUGGGUUGAAGUGAUGAAAGAAACCGAUAACUCAAAAGUGACAUUGGCGGUUAUUUAUGCCACGGAAGACAUAAAAGUUAAAACGAAGAUAUUUACUUUGUUAUGUGAUCCAAUGGCGGGAAUUGUUGCUAAAUUCCUUGCGAAAAGAUGUCGCUUUUCUUUCUGGUAUUACCAAUCAACACAAGAUUUAGGAAUAAGUGAUAUAAUGUGGGCGAUGCCUAUAUUACAAACAUGUUUUACUGAACACUUAGAACAGGCUGCUCCUUAUUAUUCAACUGUAUUACAUUUCUGUCUCUUGUAUUAUGAAGAAUGCCAAUCAUUAUGUCAAACAUUGUUUAUGGUUUUUCCAAACAUUGUUUCUGAGAUAGAAAUGUUGAAUAUAAGUGGCGGAAUGACUGAUGAAGCUCUCAGAGAAGUUGCAAGGACAUUGUCUUCACAGUUAGGUGAAGAUAAUAAAGCAGCAUUGGAUAAAUGGUCAUUGGAAGCAAUAAAAUGGGGAACAUGUUGUAAAUCAUUGAAACAAGCAACUCGAUCAAUAAUUAUCUUGGAUUCAAUAGAAGCACCAUUGAAUCCUUUCUUCCCAACUUUGCUAAAUGAAGCAGUCACUUAUCAGUUGUCUUGUAUUUACGAUGAUUACACACAGUUCUCUAAAUACAUGUCAGCUGUUUUCCAGUUAUUAAGCCACAACGUUUUAAUCCCGCAAUUAACUGGUUUCGCUUAUGAGUUCGCAAUGAGAUUUGUGAAUUUUGAACCGUUGAUCACUUCAUCUAACCGUUUUGCAUUGACAAUUUUCAUUGAAUGUUUCAGGAAUAACCAAGUCGCUGCUCGAGAGAAUCCAUCAUUAAUUGUUGAUGCUUUUGCUCCUUUCCUUAUUGACAUUGCUUCGAAUCCAGAAUCCCAAGAAAUGCUUGAGAAUUGCAUCGAUUUAACUGGAUCUCCUGAAUUAAUUUUGUUGAAUUCCAUUGUAAUGAGAGUUAGAAUUCCAUGUCCAGAAGAAUACGAUGAAGCUUUGAAGAACGUGAAAACUAAUUAUCAAGCAAACAGACUAUUAUUCUUCUUCGGUAUGAUUGUUGAUAAAUGUUCUGAAGAAUUGAUUUCAAGUGUUUUAGGAGCAUCAAAAGAUUUACUUGACAAAUUCAGGGAUCAAAUAAAUGAUAACAGAUUAAUUCCUAUUUGUAAAACAGCUUUGAAGAGAAUUGUUUUCUCUAAAGAAGCUGCGGAAUUCAUUUAUUUGUUGGCUGAAGUAAAUCCAACAAUUACUUCCUUGGAAUACAACGCAGAAGAUGGAAGUCACACAGUUGAUGACGUAAUAAGUGGUUUGCAAACAAUUGCUACUCCGCCUGGAGAAAAAUCGCCAAUCACAAAUUGUAAGGAAAUUACAAUGAUGACUGGAAUGAUUUCUCAGGACAAUCCACCAAAGAUUUAUCCAUUUAAUCCACAGGAUGAAAUGGUCAGAAGACUCAAGAACAAAGACACAUUGAAGAGACAUUCUUCGUCUGCAAAUAGACAUUGGUCUUCUGCAUUGAAUUUGUCAUCAAAAGUUGUUGGAACAAAAACAACUGUUUUUACUGCUGCUUUGCAAAUGGAUAAGAUUGAAGUAAUGCCUCUUUUGCCUAGAAAUAUUAGACAUCAGAUAUUAGAUCUUCCUUCUGAUGAUAAGAUAUCUAAGCAAUUUUUAGUUACUCCUUUGGAAUUCAUGGCAAUUACUGAAUAA